AAACGCUCGAAUAAUUGUUUACAAAAAUGGACUAGAAUGUAUAUGUCUAACUUGGGAAAGAAGAGUGUAAAGAGGCUAGUUCAAGGAGGGCUUAUCCCAACUCUUUCAACUAUGGACGAAGAUUUUUCCGAUUUAAGUGACGAAGAGGAUGAGGAAUCAUCUUGUCGCAAUGCUAGAAAGCUAGCUCGGAAGAUAUUCAAGAAAGUCGCUAAGGGAUCUGAGUGUAUUAGACUGGAGGAUUUGAAAUGCUUUGUGGCACAAGAAAAAGCUUUGAAGAGCAUUGAUCUAUUUGAAGGAAGAGAAGAAGAAGCACGUAUCGAUCAACAAUAUUUCAUCGAUUGGAUGGUUGAGGCAUUCAAGGAAAGGAGAUAUAUUCUAUGUUCUCUAAAUGAUGCAAAAACAGCAGUGGAGGAACUUCAUCGUUUGAUGAACGUACUUGUGUCCUUGCUCAUUUUGAUCCUCUGGCUUUUCCUUUUUGAGAUUCAAAUAAGUCAUCUUCUCGUGCUUGUAAGCUCCCAGCUGCUCGUGAUGGGAUUCAUCUUCGGAAACACCUGCAGGACAGUAUUUGAGGCAAUCAUAUUUCUGUUUAUAAUGCACCCAUUCGACGUGGGUGAUCGUUGUGAAGUAGAUGGAGUGCAGAUGGUUGUAGAGGAGGUGAAUAUUCUAACAACUGUAUUUGAGAGAUAUGACUUCCAAAAGGUUACAUACCCUAACUACAUUUUAGCUACUAAGGCCAUUGGUAAUUAUAACCGCAGUGGUGAUAUGGCAGAUCAAAUUGAGUUCUCUAUUCACAUUUCUACUCCCUGGGACAAGAUUAUCACUAUGAAGGAAAACAUAAAGAGGUAUAUAGAAAGUCAUGGUAAGUAUUGGUACUCAAAGCCAGUAAUAUUUGUGAAGGAUGUACAAGAUAUGAACAGAUUAGUAAUGACAGUUUGGCCGCGGCACAAAAUGAACCAUCAAGACAUGAUGGCGAGAUGGAUUAGAAGAUCCUCAUUGAUCGAUGAAAUGAUCAAUAUUUUCCGGGAGCUAAAUAUCGAAUACAGGAUGCUGCCUCUUGAAGUUAACGUCCGAAACUUGCCUGGAACAACAUCAGAUAGGCUUGUUUCAAAUUGGAAUACUUGUUCUGCACCAUAUUACAAAGCUUAAAUGUCCCUAUGGUGCCAUUAACAGACACUCCAGCAAUUGUACGAGGCACUGUUUAAAGCAUGAAUGUUUUCACAGGCAAGAAAGAUGAGAAGUAGCGGUAAUUCCAGUUAUUGAAUAAGAGAGAUCUGGAUGCAUCUGAUCAUUCAUGAAUUCAUAAACAUGCUUAUUAGUGGCUCUAUUUCUCUGUAAUAGUGAAAAUAAUAAUUGCUAAAGAAGCAUUAGUCGAAUAAUCUGCAGAAAAUGCUACACCUUUUGUGAAUAUGAAUCCACAUUGUAGAGCAAAAUUUGCAUGUUGAUUAGCAUUCAAAUGUGAUUCCUGCACCAGUUCAAUUAAAGGUAUCUUUUGCUGCAA
Nicotiana tabacum (common tobacco) is the source of this 1498-nucleotide messenger RNA. Its product is annotated as mechanosensitive ion channel protein 6. Gene Ontology annotation, cellular component: plasma membrane. Gene Ontology annotation, biological process: monoatomic anion transport; transmembrane transport. Lineage: Eukaryota; Viridiplantae; Streptophyta; Magnoliopsida; Solanales; Solanaceae. The record is from RefSeq and is a predicted model, not a curated record. Gene Ontology annotation, molecular function: mechanosensitive monoatomic ion channel activity.